Molecule: messenger RNA, 821 nt
Organism: Brachypodium distachyon (stiff brome)
Lineage: Eukaryota; Viridiplantae; Streptophyta; Magnoliopsida; Poales; Poaceae
Product: NADH dehydrogenase [ubiquinone] 1 beta subcomplex subunit 8, mitochondrial
Exons: 4
Coding region: 142-519 (125 amino acids)
Source: RefSeq, a predicted model, not a curated record
UGAGGCCCGAACCAGGCCCACGCUUGCUCAGUUGCUUCUGCCUCCGACCACGCCGCCGACGACGAGCGCAACCUCACGAGACGACACCACAUCCGCAGGCGCAGAUCUGAGCGUGAGCGAGAGAGAGAGAUCGGUGGAGAGAUGGCAGGGAGGCUGACCGCGAUGGGGUCCCGCGUCCUUGGCGGCCACGGCGCCGCCGCACGCGCCGCAGCGUCCGCGCUGCGGCACCGCGCCGGCAUGGGCCUCCCCGCCGGCAGGCACAUCGUUCCCGACAAGCCCCUGCCGACGAACGACGAGCUGGUGUGGGACAACGGAACGCCCUUCCCGGAGCCCUGCGUCGAUCGCCUCGCCCCGCACAUCGGCAAGUAUGAGGCGCUGGCGUGGCUGUGCGGAGGGCUGAGCUUCUUCGCGGCUCUCGGCCUGGCUGCCGUUGCGAACGACAAGGCCUCCAAGAUACCAUUUACUCCAAAAAUCUACCCUUACGACAAUUUGAGAGUGGAACUUGGUGAUAGACAAUGAAGACUAUUUUCACUGUUUCAAGUGUUGCGAGGAACUGAGCUUGCGCGCAUCCUUCACAGGAGAAAACUGGCAUUUUAUGAAGUUUUUUGUCGUCGUGGUUGUUCGUGCUAUAAACCAUGUUCAUGUAAUUUGCUGAGUCGAGAUAAUUGAUCCCAGUUUGCGCAGCUCUCAUCCAACAAUCCAUGUAAUAAACAGACCUAGAGUAUCUUGCUGAUUUCAGCUGUAUCAUGGUGUUCUGCGCGAAUGUUUCCCAACUAAGUGCAGUCAAUCAUAUACCCUUUGUGGUACUUAUUUGACUUGAA